AUGGCAGGCUAUGGUGGAGCUGCAGACGGAACAGCUUAUAACCCUCAAAGUCAAAUGAAUUUGAGUUCACUCAAAAAUCAAAUAACAGAUGUCAAAAAGUCAAACAUAGACAUACAGAAACAAAUAAGUGAAAACGAAAAGAAACUAGAAUAUGACAGACACACAAAGAAACUCAAUGAGUUAAACGUAGAGAAAAAGAAGAAAGAAGAACAACUGAAAGAACUAAGUACAGAGGAAUAUGCGAAAAAAGUGUCAGAAAAAGCAGCAGAAGUAGCAAAAAUGGAACAAGAUGUUAUAAAUUUGAAAAACCAUACUACUCAAUAUAAAGUACUGAAAGAUGAAGAGAUAAAACAAAAAGCCCUGAAGACAUAUAUGGAUAGCGAUGAGUAUAAAAAAGAAGUUGAAGCAAAUGUAAAGGCAGAAAAACUUUUACAGUUGCAAAACCAAACCGUACAGUAUGAAAACUUAGCACAAGAAAGUAAAAAUAACGACGCAGCCAUGCAAAAGGCAAUGAAAAGCGCAGAAUAUAUAAAAGCUAAUAAUGACUGGUUAGAUGCCCAAGCCAACGCUAAAGCAGCCCAACUUAUAGGGUCAAUAAGGACAAAAAUACAAGCGGAUGAAGACAGUUCAAAUGAAGCUUUAAUGAAUGCUGACUUUAAGAACGCCUUCGAAGCUCUUCAUAGUAAGGUGAAACUAGUGAACGACUUCUCAUCUGGAAAGAAACUGAAGUCUGAAGGUUUCGACAAAGAGUUAAAAGAAGUAGCACAAAAUAUGACGAAAAUAACAGAUGCAGCAACGAGACAGGCAGUUCAAAGUGCCUAUGACGCCGUUAGAGCAACUGUUGUGGAAAGUCAAGAAAAAGAGUUACAACAGACCAAAACAGACCUAGUAAAUGCUUUCUUAAAAACGAAAAGUCAGGUAGGACAUUACGCUGCAGAUGGAACAUAUGUGCCAGCUGGUGGAACUUAUAUACCACCAAACCCUCCAAGAGAAGCACCUGCACCAGGACUACCUAG
Messenger RNA from Trichomonas vaginalis G3, 1016 nucleotides. RefSeq names its product protein of unknown function, DUF4106 family. The annotation marks the transcript as partial. NCBI's taxonomy places the organism in Eukaryota, Parabasalia, Trichomonadida, Trichomonadidae. The record is from RefSeq and is a predicted model, not a curated record. The transcript has a single exon.